Molecule: messenger RNA, 1971 nt
Organism: Paraglomus occultum
Lineage: Eukaryota; Fungi; Glomeromycota; Glomeromycetes; Paraglomerales; Paraglomeraceae
Source: the annotation of a GenBank genome assembly
AUGGAUUUCGAAGCAAAUUUCACAGACGAUAUCUUUUACGAUGCAACUGAUGGUGCAGACCAAGACAUGGAUAUUUGGGAAAAAAUUGUCUGUGAGGAUUUUUCUUCAAUAUCGCCAAAUGAUAAUGAGGACGAUAAUGAAAUAAAUAUAGACUGGAAUGACAUAACCUUUGACGAUCUAAACGAGUUGAUGCCAAACGAAAGUGAAGAAGCUGACAUAACCAUUGACAAUUCAGACAAAAAUGAAGAAGCUGACGAUAACAAAAUGAGACCCUGCAACAACACUUAUAAAUUACGAUCGUUAAAGCAGUUGAUAGGGACAUGGGAAAUAGAUGGAAAUGCAAUCAAAAAUAAAACGGCUGACGAGCAACCCGGAGUUUGUGAUUCUCAUUUCCAGUUUGACAUGAAAGAUCUGCAUGAAGAAGGUGCUAAACAAUUGAUUGAUUCCGAGAAUGGCUAUAUUCAUUACCGUAUCUGCCUUUUCUGUAACAAAUUAAAAUGUUUUUUCAGCCGUGGAAAAUAUUGCAGAGAACAUUCAUGGAAAAUCAAUGAUCGCAACAUCCAAAUACCUUGCAUUGGCAACUUAAAGUGUAAGGCGUUUUCUGAGGGAUCUAUUGUACAAAAAACAUUGUCAUCAUAUAAUGCACGUUAUAUUUGUUCUGCGUGCUAUGAGCAGCAGGGUGGACAUUUAUAUAUCAGACGCGGUAAAGGCCAUAACGCUGUAUCAUGCCACGAACUUGGAAAACAUAACGACGACCAGAAAAAAGCUAUAAGACAUUUUGGAAAUUGGGUGAUGUCAGUAGCAGAGUUCGGUGAUGAUACACUACAAAAAAGAUUUCUAUCGUUACUGCCUCAGAUGUUUACGAUUUUCGAUGAACCCACCACAACGCCAGCAGAACCAUUGAGUGAACUAUCUGUUAAAAUUGCAUUAAAACUGGGUGAACGUAAAUUAAAAAAUGCAAUAAAGAGGCCUUACGCGUACACGUCAGAAAAUAUUCAAACUAUGGGACAGAAUUUUGGCAGAAGUAUUUUUUCUUCACGCUCUGAAAUUAGGCAAAAUGUACACCAAUUGGAGGAACCGAGUUCAUUUGAGAAAUAUUCUGAGGCAAUACCAAGUCCACUCCGUAAUUUUUUCGAAUCACUUUUUACAGUACUAUUUGAGAAAAGGCUGGCAGUUGUUAACAAAAAACGAGAGCAGCGCGGCAUAUCUCCAAGACUACUCGACACAGAUCAUAUAACAAAAGUAACGACAUUAUACGCAUCUAUGUUACUUACAAUUGCCUUUCCCGGAUUAAAAGUAUGGUUCACGCACAUGCUGUCUUCGCUAUGUCAGAAACCAAAAUUACUGCCACGUAAGAUUCUUUACACUGCGGGUAUUGUUUCUUAUACUAGACGACAUGAACGCAGCCUUGAGCGUUACAGAAGGAUUCAUACAGACCCUACAGUCAAUAUAAUUAAAGGACCAGGAAUAUUUAAUCUGGCAGUAAUUGACAAUAUAGACUUUAAGGCUGCUACAUUUGCGCGAGGGAACAUAUUUGAUGUGACAAGGCAAUCUUCACACGCAUUAUUACGAAUGUUAUUUCAAUUUACUCUUCCUGAACCUCUCGGCGAUACAAUGGACAUUGACUCAGUUAGUCUACCAUUAUUCAGUGAAUCCUCGUUUACUGAUAAGCUUCUACAAAACUAUGAGUCUACAUUCAAUACUAUGUUAGAUGAUUACAGAAAUGAGUUUGACACGGAAGUGCUCUCAGAAAUUGCCAAGCAAGUACAAAUAGGCUGUAAUGUACCACAACCAAAUGUUGUGAUAUUGGAACCUGGAAAGGCACCAAAUUGUGAUGACAAUGUUCACGAUGCUUGUGAAAUGUACUGGGAUGAGUUAUCAAUCAGUAGUAACGAACAAUUAUAUAUUGCAUGUGAUCAAGCAAUUUUUGCGCGGUUAAUUUCUUAUAAGGAAGAACACCCAAACGUCCAG